This is a messenger RNA of Neoarthrinium moseri, 1167 nucleotides long. RefSeq lists its product as uncharacterized. Gene Ontology annotation, biological process: proteolysis. Bases 1 to 1167 code for a protein of 388 amino acids. Gene Ontology annotation, molecular function: serine-type endopeptidase activity. The record is from RefSeq and is a predicted model, not a curated record. Lineage: Eukaryota; Fungi; Ascomycota; Sordariomycetes; Amphisphaeriales; Apiosporaceae. The transcript is spliced from 4 exons.
AUGAAGUUGCUUUCCUUAAUCCUUGCUGCUCCUAUUGCUCUUGGGGCUCCUAUCCUCGAGGCGAGGGAGGAUACGACUAUCCCGGGCGAGUUUAUCGUUGUCUUGAAGCCCGAGACGACUAGUGAUGGUAUCCUAAGCAGUAUCCAGUCAGCGACAGAUAUCCUUGGCGGACUGGCCCCAAAGUUCAGCUAUACGCUCGGCAACUUCAAAGGCUAUCAUGUCUCCGCAGCAAACGGAUUGAUCGAAACGAUCUCGAAACUGAGUGAGGUUGCAUACAUCGAGCCGGAUGCCAAGGUUUCUUUGAAUGCUCUGGUAACUCAGAGUGAUGCCCCAUGGGGGCUUGCCCGAAUUUCUCACGUAGAACCCGGAACGACAGAAUACAUCUACGACGAAUCAGCCGGAGAAGGAACCUACUCGUAUAUCAUCGAUACUGGUAUUUAUACUGAGCACCCUGACUUUGAAGGCCGGGCAACGUGGGGCGCCAACUUCGUUGAAGGCGAAGAAAACGUUGACGGCCAUGGUCAUGGUACACAUGUCGCAGGAACUACUGGCUCAGCAACAUACGGUGUAGCCAAGAAAACCAACCUGAUCGCUGUCAAGGUCCUUAGUUCUGAAGGUUCUGGUUCAUUGAGUCAGAUAAUCGCAGGUAUUCAAUGGGCCGUUGACGACGCAACCAGCAAGGGUCGCAUUGGGAAAGCUGUGGCAAACAUGUCACUGGGGAGCUUGCGUUUGUUCUCGCAAUCCGUCAACGAUGCUGCAGCAUCAGCAGUUGAGGCUGGGCUGUUCCUGGCUGUUGCGGCAGGUAACGAUGGUCUUCUCGCCAUCUUGCAAUCGCCCGCAUCCGAGCCGAGCGUCUGCACCGUUGCAGCGACUGAGUCCAACGAUCAGCGUGCUUCGUUCUCUAACUGGGGACCCGGUGUUGACAUCUUCGCACCUGGCGUUGACAUCAUCUCGACCUGGAACAACGGCUCGACCGGGAUCAUCUCCGGAACAUCCAUGGCCACGCCGCAUGUCACUGGCCUGGGCGCGUACCUGUUGGCGCUCGAGGGAGAGCGUGAUCCCAUUGCCCUCUGUGAGCGAAUCCAGGCGUUGGCAAACGAAGGUGUCGUGGGGUUGGCCUUGUCGUCGAACAACCUCCUUGCAUACAACAACGCAGGAGGCGCCUGA